GUUCCAUAAGUCCUGAAUCUCAAAACCCUAAUAAGAUUUGCUCUGCACGAUUCUGAAUUCUACGAUUGUGAUGUUAUUCUUUAUUAAUUUCUUCAGCUGUAAGGCUUUGAACAAGUCUGUAAAUAUUCAUUUUUUAUUUUGAAUUUUUCAACAGAAAUACCAAAAAAAUAGUUUAUUUUUUGACAUUAUAAAGCCGGAGUCGCCGGCAAUUAAUGACAGCCGGAGGCUGUUUUGGUAUUCAAACAACAAUGUUGUUCGGUCGUAAAUCAUCAAGCAAGUUACAGCCUGUAAAAGGGCAAGCAUCACCUAAAGUUAGCAAGAGUAGCAAGCAGGAUGUUAAAACUUCUUCUUCUUCACCUAAACCUUCUUCGUCACCUAUACCGAUUAGAUCAUCUAAGUCAAUAUUAUCCGGGAGUUACUUAACAUCAUCAAGACGUGUUUCAUCGCCUAUAGGCAACCUCAAGAAUAUUUCUGUUAAAGAAGCUAGGAGCCCCAAGACGAGCAGCUCGCCUAAAUGGACAGGAAAUUUUAUUCUUAUGGUCGAGCUUCGCAGGAAGAUCUUUACCUUUAGAGACAUCAUUGAUCUUUCUACCCUUGAUGGUUCUCCUUCCAUAACCGAUAUGGUGAUGCAUACAAUGAAAGAUCUCCAGAAAAUUUGUCCUGAGAUCAUUCAUAGCUCCCAUAUCAUGGAAAUUAGACGUGCAAAUGUAGAUAAGGUUCUUGACCAUUUCUUUAAUGCUUUGAAAUCCAUUGGAGAUUCAUGGAUUGAUAACCCUGAAUGGAUAGCUAAAUCCAAGUAUUGGAGUAGCAGCGUCGGGAAGAAUCAGUCUGAUCGCUUAGUGGAAAAAGUGUUAGCUGCAUUAGAUGGACUGAUUAAGAUGUCCAAAGAGAGGUUUGAUAUGAUGGAGAUUGAUGAAGAAGAAGAGAAGAAAGAGUCCACUAGUCCACAGACAGGUAAAACAUCGAGCAGUCGAGUUUUAUCGCCAUCCGAAUCAUUCUCCGAUAGCAAAUCAUCCUUUGGUAGCAGAAACUCGUUUUGCGGGUCACCGACCACGCCAAGAUCAGUUCUACCAGAAUCGAUGAUGGGUUCACCGGGAAGAGUUGGAGACUUUGCAAACUCUGCAUCUCAUCUUUUAUGGAAUAUGAGAGUUCAAGCACUUGAAAAGCUUAGUCCUAUCGAUGUUAAACGACUCGCUAUCCACAUCUUGUCACAGAAAGAAGCUCAGGAACCAAACGAAAGCAAUGAUGAAGAUGUGAUUAGUGUUGUUGAAGAGAUCAAGCAGAAGAAGGAUGAAAUAGAGAGCAUUGAUGUGAAAAUGGAGACAGAAGAAUCUGUUAAUCUUGAUGAAGAAUCCGUUGUUCUUAAUGGCGAACAAGACACUAUCAUGAAGAUCUCUUCAUUGGAGUCAACAUCUGAAUCCAAACUCAAUCAUUCAGAAAAAUAUGAAAAUUCAUCACAACUUUUCCCGCCACCGCCGCCUCCUCCUCCUCCUCCUCCACUAUCCUUUAUAAAAACUGCUUCUUUACCUCUUCCAUCACCACCUCCUACUCCGCCAAUUGCUGACAUCGCAAUAUCAAUGCCACCUCCUCCGCCACCACCACCGCCUCCUCCAGCAGUUAUGCCUUUGAAACACUUUGCUCCACCACCACCACCACCGCUUCCACCAGCAGUUAUGCCUUUGAAACACUUUGCUCCACCACCACCGACUCCACCAGCAUUUAAGCCUUUAAAAGGCUCUGCUCCACCACCACCGCCACCUCCUCCACUUCCAACAACUAUAGCGGCUCCACCUCCACCGCCUCCACCUCCAAGAGCUGCAGUGGCCCCACCACCACCUCCUCCACCUCCAGGAACUGCAGCGGCACCACCACCGCCUCCUCCACCUCCAGGAACUCAAGCGGCACCACCACCGCCUCCUCCUCCACCUAUGCAAAACAGAGCACCAUCUCCACCUCCAAUGCCUAUGGGAAAUAGUGGAAGUGGUGGACCACCCCCUCCACCACCUCCUAUGCCUCUAGCUAAUGGAGCAACACCGCCACCGCCGCCACCUCCUAUGGCUAUGGCAAACGGAGCAGCAGGACCGCCUCCGCCACCACCUCGAAUGGGUAUGGCGAAUGGAGCAGCUGGUCCACCACCGCCACCAGGAGCUGCAAGAAGCUUGCGUCCCAAGAAAGCUGCCACAAAGCUGAAAAGGUCAACACAACUAGGAAACCUUUAUAGAAUCCUUAAAGGGAAAGUAGAAGGGCGUGAUCCUAACGCAAAAACCGGCAGCGGAAGCGGAAGAAAAGCUGGAGCCGGAAGCGCUCCAGCUGGUGGAAAGCAAGGAAUGGCUGAUGCUCUUGCUGAGAUCACAAAGAAAUCUGCAUAUUUUUUGCAAAUACAAGCCGAUAUUGCAAAGUACAUGACGUCAAUAAAUGAGCUGAAGAUUGAGAUCACUAAGUUCCAGACUAAAGACAUGACUGAGCUUCUUAGCUUCCACCGUCGCGUCGAAUCAGUUCUUGAAAACCUAACAGACGAGUCACAGGUUCUUGCCCGAUGCGAAGGGUUUCCGCAGAAGAAACUCGAAGCAAUGAGAAUGGCUGUUGCAUUGUACACGAAACUACACGGUAUGAUCACCGAGCUACAGAACAUGAAAAUAGAACCUCCUUUGAACCAGCUUCUUGAUAAAGUAGAACGUUACUUCACCAAGAUCAAAGGAGACAUUGACACUUUGGAUCGAACCAAAGAUGAAGAAUCAAAGAAGUUCCAGAGCCACAACAUCCACUUUGAUUUCAAUAUACUUAUUCAGAUCAAAGAAACAAUGGUUGAUAUCUCAUCAAAUUGCAUGGAACUUGCAUUGAAGGAAAAGAGAGACGAAAAGCUCGUGUCCCCCGAUGCAAAGCCGAGUUUGAAGAAGACAGUAGGAUCUGCUAAAAUGCUUUGGCGGGCAUUUCAGUUUGCAUUCAAAGUCUACACAUUUGCAGGAGGACACGACGAUCGUGCUGAUUCUCUAACCAGAGAGUUGGCUCAUGAGAUCCAAACUGAUUCUGAUCCGAACCCAUGAUGAUUACAUCAUUCAGAUCAUCUUCACAAGUUCCCAACUACUACUCCUUUUUGCUAUUUUCAACAGCGUAAAAUAUUUUCCUAAAAUGUUCGAUAUCGAACAAUAAAAGAGUUUAUGUAUAUGUAUAAGCUUUAACCUAUUGUUUUUGACUUUUGAAUGUGUAUAAUUUUUGAGUCUCCCUCAAAAAAAUAGGAUUUAGAAGUUUCAUGGGAGCUCGGAGAUACAGAAUCUUUUGAGUGAAAAGGCUUUAAGAACCUUUUAAGUCAAGCAAGACCUUUUGUGUUGCCACAAUAUGUAAUAUUGUUUUGCUGUUAUA
Molecule: messenger RNA, 3360 nt
Organism: Arabidopsis thaliana (thale cress)
Lineage: Eukaryota; Viridiplantae; Streptophyta; Magnoliopsida; Brassicales; Brassicaceae
Product: Hydroxyproline-rich glycoprotein family protein
Exons: 8
Coding region: 213-3044 (943 amino acids)
Source: RefSeq, marked reviewed